AUGGUUCCCAUGAAAGACAAUAGAAACACGGAGUUGGUGGAAAUGCAUGUUCGUUUGGGUUUCCAGGAUCUAAACGGACUAUUUCAGAGUGAAUGCAGAAAUGAGAAUACGAGUUUCCACAGAUCAUUAUCUUCUAUCCUUAUCUUCAUCUGCCUCUCAACUCUGUCAACCAAU
Trichobilharzia regenti is the source of this 174-nucleotide messenger RNA. The record is from the annotation of a GenBank genome assembly. Lineage: Eukaryota; Metazoa; Platyhelminthes; Trematoda; Strigeidida; Schistosomatidae.